GAGAGUCGAGGAGAGGGCGCAGAGGGUGAGCGGCGCCGCACCUUCUCCAUUCCCGGCUCAAGUCUCCGUCGCCCCGUCCUCCUCCGGAGUCGUCGCCGCCAUGAGGCCCUACGAGAGCGCGAUCAAGCUCGGCCGGGGUGGGAAACGGCACCGGAAGAUUAGCAUGGACAAGCAGGCGGAGCAGAUCAAGGCCAGUGUGCCCAGUGAUGACGAGGUCGACGAGGUUAUCCCCAUGUCUGACAAAGAAAAAGAUGCUGUGGCCAAGGUGUACGCGACAGCCCGGGCGAAGAUGGCUGCCGCCUCCAAGUCCAACGCAUCGACGACUCUUGCUCCCGCUCCGGCUCCAUCGACCGAGAAGUCCCCCGCCUCCGCCCCGUCGUCCACACCGUCUGCGACCACGUCCUCUCCGUCGAUUACAUUGUCCGCGACCGUGCCCGCCCCGUCGACGACCGAGACGGCCCCCGGCCCCGCCCCGUCGACCACACCCUCCGCGGCAUGACAUGACCGCCCGCCGCACGCCACCGCCACCUUCCACGGAUGCUGGUAUCACAGGCUACUCGUCAAAAUACAUUGGCAAUCGCCCGUUGGCCACGUUCCUGUGGUGAUAUGAAUGAACUACAUCAAUUUUUGUUUGUCGUGUGUUUUGGAUGUUCCUGCAAUAUUCUCGUUGAUUAGAGAAGCAAUA
Messenger RNA from Oryza brachyantha (malo sina), 685 nucleotides. Its product is annotated as UV excision repair protein RAD23 homolog B-like. NCBI's taxonomy places the organism in Eukaryota, Viridiplantae, Streptophyta, Magnoliopsida, Poales, Poaceae. The coding region runs from base 101 to 499 and encodes 132 amino acids. The transcript has 2 exons. The record is from RefSeq and is a predicted model, not a curated record.